Molecule: messenger RNA, 1215 nt
Organism: Hyposmocoma kahamanoa
Lineage: Eukaryota; Metazoa; Arthropoda; Insecta; Lepidoptera; Cosmopterigidae
Exons: 1
Coding region: 1-963 (320 amino acids)
Source: RefSeq, a predicted model, not a curated record
AUGGCUUUGCAACGCACUCCACCUAAUAAAUUUUCGUCUAACCCCGAUAUACCCCUGUCUACUGACACGGAAAUCCUUUAUGUAAACCCUCGGAAGCGUAAACAACCUGACGUAGAAGAUGCAAUUGCAUUACUGGAGAAAAAAUUUGAACAGCAAUUGUUGAUGUGGAAUGAGAAAAUAGCGCAAAGUAUAACGGGUGGCAUAACGGCUGCCGUUAAUUCUGCUCUGGCCGGCGAAAUGUCAAAAUUAUCAGCCACACUAUCAGAUAUAAAUACCAAUAUACAAAAACUCAAUGCAGACAACGUCCGCAUUAAUAAUGCGCUGACUGAGACCAACUUGCGCCUGACUGAUAUGGAGAAAUCUUUAAACUUCUCAGCUGAGCGACAGGACUUAUUUGACAACAAAAUAAAAGCCCUUGAGGAUAAAAUUUCCCCUACUAUCGUUUUGUCAACUCAAUUACAAGCUCUCGAGAAUAAGGUGGCGGACUUGGAGCAACAAGCUCGGGAAUGUAAUAUUGAAAUAUGUAAUGUACCCGAAAGACGCAACGAAAACCUUGUGCACAUAUUGGAAUCUAUUGGGAAUGAAAUAAAUCAUCCGAUAAGAAUAUCUGACAUUACAUCUGUUCACCGAGUACCUCAUGCGGACCAAAAGAAUCCGCGUCCAAAAAAUAUCAUUGCGAAACUCACCUCCAGGCUGCUACGUGAUAAUUUUAUUUCAGCUUACCGCACUGGAAAGGGAUUGGACACCACUAAACUAUCCAUAACAGGCUCCCCACACAAAAUAUUUGUUAAUGAGCACCUUACACUUAAAAAGAAACAUUUAUUUCGUCAAUGUCGUGAAGCUGCAAGAAAAUAUGAAUAUAAAUACGUGUGGAUCAAACAUGGAACGAUCCUGGCACGUAAAUCGGACACUGCCGCGGUUAUUGCUAUCCGUUCACCCCAAGACAUAUCAAAAAUCAUUUAAAUUUGCAUGUUUCAACGAAAACAUAAGUUUUACCUAUUGCUAUCACACAUUUCACUAUAUUUUGUUGUUUAAUUUUGUUCUAAUUUUGGUAUUUUCCAUUAUCAUAACAAUGCGGGUGGAUUUAUUUUCUUUUAUUUAUAACGAGCUCACGUUCGAGUGCGCAGCGGCAACGUGUAUCCAAAACUACGUUUAUAUUAUGACUGACACAGUAUUUUUCUUUGUGCAUCUCAAAAAUGAAAUUAGGGUUUUUAC